Molecule: messenger RNA, 1384 nt
Organism: Hippoglossus stenolepis (Pacific halibut)
Lineage: Eukaryota; Metazoa; Chordata; Actinopteri; Pleuronectiformes; Pleuronectidae
Product: crystallin J1A-like
Exons: 10
Source: RefSeq, a predicted model, not a curated record
GGCGGGGUCAUGCUGUUACUUCCGUGUGGGCGGUGCUAAAGAUGAGCGUUUCAUAACAGCUCUUUGGAUCAGUCUGUGGUUUGUGUCUGAGUGAGUUUGUCAUUGUUCAGCAACAGGAUUUACAGAGUGGAAACUAACUGGGGUUAAAUCUUUUUAAGAUGGCGUCAGCUCUGGCUGACAGAGCAGUAGGAGCCAUUGUUGGAUCAGCUGUUGCAGAUGCAGCAGCGCAGCCCCUGCACUGGGUGUAUGACCUCCAGAAGCUGCAGGGGAUUCUGGCUCAGGAUCCAAACCCUGAAUUCCGUCCGGAGUCCGCCAAUCCAUUCUACAGGAGGCUGACGGGCCAGCAGAGCUGCUAUGGAGACCAGGCGUAUGUUCUGCUGGAGUCCCUGUCUGAAUGUGGAGGUCUAAAUGUUGAGGAUCUGAAGCAGCGCACACUGAAAUUCUUUGGGCCUGGAUCAGAGUAUGACACGCCCAUCAACGAUCCUUACAGAGAGAGAGGAGGACCAAGACCACAGAUGCCAAUCGAGGGACCAUGGAGACAUGCAAGUCUGAAGGGCUUCCUGAAGAAUGUGGACGCAGGAAAAGAGGAGACAGGAUGUGUGAACGACUGUCAGAUUGAUGGAAUAACCAAAAUGGCUCCUGUAGUGGCUUUUUAUGCAGGAAAACCCGACAUGCUUGAAAAGGUGGAGCAGGCCACACGCGUCACCCAGAACAAUGAUGAAUGUGUGGCAGAGACUCUGGCAGCAGCAAGGCUGCUUGAGCAUUUCAUCCUGAAUGGUCCUGAUCCCAAAGCCUUGGACACGGUGCUGGAUCAGCUCAGCGACGUGAACAGAAAACAGCCGCAGGACCUGGACAGAGCCGUCAUUGGGCACUUUCAUCAAGUGAAGCAGAAUUUAUCCAAGACUCCCCAGGAGCUAAUCCCCACUGUGUUUCCAAACACCUGAGGUUUACCAGGUGCGUUCCAAGCAGCGCUUCAUGGAGUCCUGAGAGCCAAGCAGUAUGAGCAGGCUAUCAGAGACACCAUGAGCUGUGGGGGAUGCACCUGUAGCCGAGGAUCCUUCAUUGGGGCAUGUCUUGGGGCUCAGAUUGGACUCGAGGGAAUUCCAACUUCCUGGAUGUCCAAAACCCUGCGAUAUGAUUCAGUGUUGGCUCAUGCCAAAAAGAUAACCAAACACCACCAGUAGAUGGCUGGCAGUGAACGUUCUGCCUGAGGUGGCUGAGAGCAUCGUGAAAAACUGUUGAGCUUUGACAGAACAGUGAAUGACGGUUCUUGCCUAAAUUGUCUGACGGCAGGAGCCCGAUGUUUUUGUCUUUGUUUAAGUUAAACACGUUGGUUCAGAUGAAGCUUUGUGAAUCUAUCUGCAAUAAAGUAAUUCUCAAAAUA